AUGAGCCGGAUACAGCGAUGCUUCAAGUCCCUGGCUUCCGCUGGUUUCUUUCGCACCCAGGACGACAACAAAUUGGAACUACUCGGCCACGGAAGGGAAUAUGCUAAGCUGCUGCAACAGCACUGGCUUCGUCUGCGUCCUCUGGCUGCUCAUCUGGGAGACACCAGCGAAUCCAGUUCACCAUCCGAUCUGCAGCGUUUUUCUUUCACCCUAAGCCAGCAAUUCCAAGCCAAUUUUACAAAGCUUCUUGAAGAACAUCCCCGCAAAGCCAAAUGCCCCACUCUUCUCAAGCACCAGAGCACUUUUUCCCCCGCUAGAAGCAAUCCUCUCUUCGUGACAAAGUCUCCUGUCACGCUUUUAACCACAGACUUCCUGGUGGAACCACAUCGCGCCCUAGAGCACUUCUACAACAUGCAGCGCGAGAGCAAGAUCUGGUGGAUGCGGCUUUCGUCCAAUCCCAGUCGAUACCGAAUCGUCCCAUGCGAUUUGGGGGACGAUCUUAGUCCCAAAAACUAUCAAGCCAUCGACAUCCGAUCAAGCUACGGCGAUGCGGGAGAAGUUACAGUAGAAGAACUGAGUCUGGUUCGGAUUGAAGAUGACAAAGACUUUCGACUGCCUGAUGCGCGAACGGGUGAUUCUAUGCAACCGACUGUAAUACGAUCUGUGAUUGAGCUGGAAGCGGCCACGUGUGCUCUGCUCUUGGACGGCUGUGAUCAUGGCCGAGAUGCGCAAUCUCUGCUGCUGCACCGUAACCUGGCUCCUUAUCAAUGUGGAAUCACCUGUUUAGAAAGCGAACCCGAGCUCUCGGAAGACCUGGCCGACCUUUGCCUUCACCUCAAGCAUGUCAUUAACCACGCAGGUUUGCGACUCUGCCAAGGCACAGGAUUUGCUUCAACCAAGGAUGAUUCACAGCUAACAGAGCAAUUGCUGGAUUCGGAUAUGCUGGGCGUACCUUAUACACUAGUCCUAAACGAUCAGACGCUGAAGAACGGACUGAUGCAGUUGCGCAGCCGGGACACCAGACUGGCGGAAACCAUACACAUAAGCGAUGUACCGGACUAUUUAUUGAAUAUAUUUAAAAACUGA
Molecule: messenger RNA, 1086 nt
Organism: Drosophila rhopaloa
Lineage: Eukaryota; Metazoa; Arthropoda; Insecta; Diptera; Drosophilidae
Gene: DNApol-gamma35
Product: DNA polymerase subunit gamma-2, mitochondrial
Exons: 2
Coding region: 1-1086 (361 amino acids)
Biological process (GO): mitochondrial DNA replication
Cellular component (GO): mitochondrion; cytoplasm
Source: RefSeq, a predicted model, not a curated record